Trichobilharzia szidati is the source of this 983-nucleotide messenger RNA. The record is from the annotation of a GenBank genome assembly. Lineage: Eukaryota; Metazoa; Platyhelminthes; Trematoda; Strigeidida; Schistosomatidae.
CGCGAGUUCGAAGGGUUAUAUGUGAAAUCGUGAACACAAAAGCAACUUAUGUAUAAGCAGUAUAAAUUAUCUCAAGAGCUACGUGUUCGUAGAGUCUGCAGCAGAGCACCUAACUUUUCCACAAAGUCUCUUCAUAAUGGCAUCAAGGGUAUAACGAAGCUAGAAAAUUAUGUUGGGAAAUACUUGGUCAUAUUAUUUUAUCCCUCAAACUUUAUGGAGACAUCUUCUCAAGAGCUGUUGGAAUUUCAAAGUUACUUGUCAAAAUUUCAAGAGAUUAACUGUGAAAUUUUAGCUAUCUCUCCUGAUUCAAUAGAAUCACAUAUAGCCUGGUUCACUGCACCGCUUGAAAACAAUGGACUUAAUGAAAGCAUUCAAUUUCCUCUACUGGAAGACAAAAGCAUGACUAUUUGCAGAACAUUUGGAGUUUCAAAUGAGGAUAAUGGAAGUGCUCUAAUGAGUGCUUUCGUGAUCGACACAAAUGGAUGGAUACGUAUCACAGUAUGUCUGGAUGUUGGUAUACACUUCUGUGUCAAAGAUAUUCUACGAAUGGUGAGAGAACUACAAAUCAGAGAUAAAGAAGAAGAGGUAGAGACUGGAAAUCCAGUAGAAAUAAACAGUUAGUUGGCUGAUUUGCUUUUCUUUCUAAGAUUGAAAAAAACUCUUUGCGGUAAUUAUUUGUGAUAUCGUAUUACUCUUGCAUUUCGCACUUAUAAAUGAAUGAUAACUUCUACUAGACUCUUCAUUAUUCUAUAUUGCAUUUAAAAGAAAAUUACCUUUUGGAUUAUAGUAAUAGUUUUAUUUUUCUCUGUUGUUUUAACUGAUCUCUGUUUCUGCUUAAACUUUUAUUUUUCUAAUGUGCAGCACCAUUUUUGUGUCUCAGUGAGAAAUUGCACACUGUAAUCAUGUUCAUGAUAAGGUUUCCCCUUCAUCUGCUACUUUGUUCUUUCUUUGAUUUUCCAUUAAAUCCACUCAAUAACUAAUAA